UUCAUUUAUUUUAUUUAUUUAUUUAUUUUAUAUGUGGUAAUAACUAAUUACUUUUCUUUUAUUAAAAAGAAAGGUAACAAAUAAUUUGCAUCUGGAUUUCAUUUGGGAUUCAUUUAAACCUCAUUUGACGCCUAUAUAAUCCUCUAUAACCCGACAUUAGUAUGACUCAGGAACAACAAGGUUAGUGGAGUGGCUUCCUCAGUGUUGCUAUAUUUACUUUCCUAAUUAGCUCCUCACAUAUCUCAUCACUAAUUAAAAUGGGUUCAGAAGUUGGUGUGGAGGUGAUCAAUAAUGGUAAGCUGGUCUCAGCUCAUCACGUGAAUAAUAAUGAUAAUAAUAAAAGGGCUUACGUAACUUUUUUAGCCGGUAAUGGUGACUACGUGAAAGGGGUAGUAGGAUUGGCCAAAGGCUUGAGAAAAGUGAAGAGUGCUUACCCUCUUGUGGUGGCAAUACUGCCUGAUGUGCCUGAAGAACACCGUCACAUUUUGAAGUCUCAGGGUUGCAUAGUCCGUGAGAUUGAACCCAUCUAUCCACCUGAAAAUCAGAUUCAGUUUGCCAUGGCUUAUUAUGUCAUCAACUACUCUAAGCUCCGUAUUUGGAAUUUUGAGGAGUACAGGAAGAUGAUGUAUUUGGAUGCUGAUAUCCAAGUGUUCGAAAACAUAGAUCAUCUAUUUGACAUGGAAGAUGGGUACUUCUACGCUACGAUGGAUUGCUUCUGUGAGAAAACAUGGAGCCACUCACUGCAGUUCAAGGUUGGAUAUUGCCAACAAUGCCCUGAUAGGGUCAAAUGGCCAGCUGAGAUGGGUUCUCCUCCACCAUUGUAUUUCAACGCUGGCAUGUUUGUGUUCGAGCCCAGUCAUGUAACCUACCAAAAUCUUCUUCACACUCUCAAGAUUACUCCACCCACUCCUUUUGCAGAACAAGAUUUCUUGAACAUGUUCUUUGAAAAAGUGUUCAAACCAAUACCCCUUGAAUACAACCUUGUUCUGGCCAUGUUAUGGCGUCACCCAGAGAACGUCGAUUUCAGCCAAGUAAAGGUGGCGCACUAUUGUGCUGCUGGAUCGAAACCAUGGCGUUUCACUGGUAAGGAAGCUAAUAUGGACAGAGAAGACAUCAAUAUCUUGGUGGCCAAAUGGUGGGAAAUAUACAACGACGAGUCACUCGACUAUAAGAAGCCUGAAAACGCACACUCAACGACUGAUGAAAAUACUAAUUUCUCAAGGACCUCAUCGAUCAUGGCUUCUAUGCCAGAGCCAAGGAUGGCCUACAUCCCUGCACCCUCUGCUGCCUGAACUUUGAUAUCAUAUAUAUAUAUAUAUAUAGAGUACUAUUAUAUGAUCUGAUAUAUAAACAAAUUUCUCUUUUCGAAGUUGGUGUGUGCUCCUACUACCUAAUUUUGGUACACCUUUUCUUACAGGCUGUUUACUUUUACUAGUUAGUAAUCAAGAAUUAAUACUUUUAUAGAUUCCUCA
Messenger RNA from Cannabis sativa, 1472 nucleotides. Its product is annotated as galactinol synthase 1. NCBI's taxonomy places the organism in Eukaryota, Viridiplantae, Streptophyta, Magnoliopsida, Rosales, Cannabaceae. Bases 258 to 1292 code for a protein of 344 amino acids. The transcript has 4 exons. The record is from RefSeq and is a predicted model, not a curated record. Gene Ontology annotation, molecular function: glycosyltransferase activity.